This is a messenger RNA of Cygnus atratus (black swan), 684 nucleotides long. It is a transcript of the gene CLRN3, whose product is annotated as clarin 3. The transcript has 3 exons. Lineage: Eukaryota; Metazoa; Chordata; Aves; Anseriformes; Anatidae. The coding region runs from base 1 to 684 and encodes 227 amino acids. The record is from RefSeq and is a predicted model, not a curated record.
AUGCCGACCAGAGAAAAAAAACUCAUGUUCGGAGCUGCUUUUUUAACCAGUGUUUUAUCUUUCGUGAUCGUUUGUGCCGUUCUCGGAACCCAGAGAUGGAUCAGCAGCACAGUCGACUUUUCCCGAACAAACGGCACCAUUUCGGUGACCGUCACCUACGGACUUUUCAGCGGCACCUGUGCCCAGACCUUCCAAGCCGGAGUUCAGGUUUCAGACUCUACUUUCCAAGUUGCAGAAACGCUGAACAGCACCAGAACGAAAGGCAUCAACAUCACGAUUAUUGUGCUUCUGGUCCUCAGUUUACUGAGCUCCCUUCUGAGCUCAGGGUUUACAUUCACUAACGCUGUGAGCAAUCCCUACCAGACGUUUCUGGGACCCAUUGGAGUCUAUACCUGGAAUGCCAUAGGUGGGUUCUUCACGCUUGUAGUCAUGAUACUUUUUGCCGUGAACGUACAAGGCAACGACCUGUCUGUAGAGCUGGCCACCAAAUGUGCUUCUAUUCAAUCAAAUCAUAUCAAAUCUAAACACAAUUACGAUUAUUCCUACUGGAUCCUGCUGCUUCACAUUCUUUUUAGCUGUGGUACUAUAGUCAUCAUUUGUUUCUACAGCUGCGCAAGGUAUUCUAAGAAGAAAGAACAGGAAAGACCAAUUGAAAAUGCAUCAAAAGACGUCAUUCUCUUCUAA